Messenger RNA from Sus scrofa (pig), 1228 nucleotides. The record is from RefSeq and is a predicted model, not a curated record. Lineage: Eukaryota; Metazoa; Chordata; Mammalia; Artiodactyla; Suidae.
UCCGGGUCAGGCCGAGCUUGUGUGAAAUGUGUGCCCCCGCCUCCUGUCCGUCUGGCUCCAUCUGGCUCCGGCGGUCUAACCUGCCGACCCAGCCAGGCCCCGAGGAGCUGGAAGGAAACUCCUUCCUCCCCCAGAAGGGCCACCGUGGCCCCAGAAAUGGUGCCCUGUCGCCACCGCACACGCGGAUCGGGGGAGGAGGCAGAUUCCGGUUCCGGAGGCCCGGGCUGGUGCUGGGUUCUGGACUCUGCAUCUCUGACAGGUUUCCAGGCGGCCGUGGGAACAGCCGGAGGGUCUCCAGGACGAGCAGGGACCCGGAACAGGAAACAGGCUGGGAAGAGGCGGUUCCACCGCAGCGAGGCCACGGCCAGCGCCUCCCUCCCAGGCACAGACCCUGGGCACGACCCCCACAGGCAGGACCCAGCGGGCUUCUGGCCGUGAUGUCACAGACCCUGGUCGUUCCCGUGUCCUGGAGACCAGGGAGAAGCCCAGGGGCCUCCUCCUUCGGCCGGAGGAACAUGGCAGCCCACACUGCAGCCACCCUCUUGGUCCUGCUGCUCUGCUGCUGGCGGGGAGCGGACCUCCAGCCCAUAAGACUGCUUCCAGUUGCAAGUAUUGAAUUGCCAGCAAAGUUAAGAAAACUGAAUGACAAUGCCCACCUAGUUUCAAGCACUGAACUGCCAGCAAAUUUAAGAAAUCUGAAUGAUGAUGUGGCUGCAGUAUUUGAUGAAAUUCUAGUCCAAGAGAUUCUGGAUCCAAAUAAAUCAACAUUUCUUGAAAUACAAAGACCACUAGCAAAAUCAGCAAUGACCACAACGAAGGAAAAAAAAUCCCGUGUUGAAACGAAUUAUCGGACUGACGCUAAGACGACGAAAUAUGAAGUUCAAUUCCCUGCUGAGAAAGAAAACAGACUCUUUGUAAAUGAAGAGGACAGAGAAAUACUUUAUCAGAUUAAAAGCCUGGCAGCUCUGGAAAGAAUCAUUGAGAGUCUUCAAAGGGCUUUAGGAGACUCUCUCGAGGAAAGAAGAAAGAAGAAUAAAAAUGUGUUUAAGGGAGGCAGACACUACAAGGGGAAACAGAGCCUAAACUGAGAAACCAGGACUGCCUGGAGGCUGCUCACCCACCCCUGCUGCUUGGAGGAAAAACAAAAUAGAAUUUCUAACCAUUCUGUAUAAAGAAGAAUCGAUUUAUUCAAGGAGUGCCAAAUAAAAUGAACCUAUUUAAAUAUUAA